Molecule: messenger RNA, 6247 nt
Organism: Columba livia (rock pigeon)
Lineage: Eukaryota; Metazoa; Chordata; Aves; Columbiformes; Columbidae
Gene: IRAG1
Product: inositol 1,4,5-triphosphate receptor associated 1
Exons: 23
Coding region: 915-3452 (845 amino acids)
Source: RefSeq, a predicted model, not a curated record
ACUUCUGUGGACUUCAAUGGAAAUUAUUCAUACUCUGCAAGUGGAGAGCAGAGCCAUGACUGGACUGAAGCCAAUGUUCUUUACAAGUUCACAUGCCUUGUAUUGGCUUUCUAAUUUAGACUCCUUCUGACCAAGUAAAGUGUGGGGGGGAGGGAAUGAAAAAUAGUAGCAGCUGUUUCGGUAAAAAAUUCUAAGGGUUAACAUAACACGAUGUAAACUAUUUCAUCUGUUCUUCCUACUUGCCCAUUUUAAUCUGAAAUGAGUAAGAGGAGCCUUAUAUGCAGUGAACUUGAAGAAUGCUAAUGGGAUGUCUGCAUCAUGUUGUACUCGGAGUACUUAUGCCAGAAUAGGAAAGCCUGUAAUUCUGUAAUUCUCUGAGGCAAGAAAGAGGCUUUCUGAAGAGUUACUUUAUAUUUAAACUCUCAUUCUAAUGUUAGACAGCCUGUUGGAUCUCUGAGUUAAAAAUUGCUUCAGCUUUAGUUACUAGAGCCAGAUGUAACAUUGACCUUAAAUGGUAAAAGCUCCCAAGAGUGAAAGAGAGGCUGGCCUGAGGGGAAAAAGAGGAAUAACCGAAGUUUUAGGAAGCUCUUGCCUGCAGCAUUCAAACCAUCAGCCUGCUGAAUUUUCACUGUCCUUUCUUCACCUAUGCUACAUGGCACUAUGCUGACCAUGACAGUUCCAGACCUUAAAUUCCUUUGAUAGAGCAUUUGAGGUCAACUGUCAAGCUCUCAGUGGAGAUGGAAUAAAGCACCUUUAAGCCUUCACUAAUACAGCACUCAGCCGUGACUUGGAGAGGCCUACGGAUCACAAGGCCUCUCAGCACUUAUGCCUUCAGGCUAACUUGAAACAGCUUCUCAGCGGUGCAUGGUCCUGUUAGUCCACAUUGCAGUUCCACGGGCUUCACACUGUCCACCAUGCCAACCUUACCUGAAGACAAGGGACAAUCAAAAGAGGCACAGCACAGCAGUUCUCCAACCAAAGACACAACUGUUGAAGGGACAACAUGCAGUACACCUUCUAUUGUUCUUCCAGAGAAUGCUGUUACGCCAGAUGUAGAAAUUGAUAAAAAUCUGGUUAACAGGCCUCGUAGUCCUCAUAGGAGACAUUCUAACCGUGCCACUAGGAGUCCAACAAACUCAUUGACUUCUGUUGACAACAGUGGCCAUGUGAUUGAUCUGGUAAAUGAUCAGCUACCAGAUGUCAAAAUAUCAGAGGAAGACAAAAAGAAAAACCUUGAAUUACUAGAAGAGGCAAAGAAAGUAAGUGAGCGGUUUCUGAUGCGCAGAGGCAGAAAGUCAAGAAGCAGCCUUCCGGAGUCACCAACAGCAGUUUCCCCUACACUUAGUCCUAAAGUUUCACCAGUAGCAUCUCGGAGCAACUCUCUCACUCUUCCAGUUCCAGCAGGGUCUGAUGUAUGCACAACCACUAACAGUGAGUCAGUAUCCCCAGGACAGAAUAACAGAACUGUGAAAGAAGAUGACAGGCAAACUGCAGAGAAUGCUGCAAAAGGAUUAAUUGAUCGAAGGCAGAAUGAUCAAAGAAAGAUUUCUCAGGGAAGGUUGGUUCCUCGCGCUGCUGGUUUUGAAAAUUCCAAAGAGAAGCUCUCAGAACAAAAGGAAAACUUCGAUCCACGUAAACAUAUGGAUACUUUACCUAAAUGUUCCCCUUCAGGUGGUGAUGGUGGCAGAAUGUCUCUUAACACUUGCAUGAAUGUUUGUGAAAAUGAACUUGGAAAGUCAUUCCUCAAGAAAGCAAAAGAAAAUGAUGUUCCUUUAAGGACCCAUCUACCAGGACCAGGAAUAGGAAAUAUAGACUCAAAGCUAAAAAUUCCUGUUCCAGAAAUAAGGGACCAUAAAGUUUCAUGUAAACCAGAAUUUAAAGUGUGUGGACUGCAUCCUCCUUUACUACGGGCUGUGUCAUGGGAUAGCUUGGAGCCUGGACAGAAAGAUAAAACACAUUUAAAAUUACCAUCUGAGGAAGAUAAAAGCCUUGUUGUUGGUAAUAAAUCCAGCAAUCAAUUAAAAUCAUUCAAAGACCUUCAAAUCCAAGUUCAGCCAGUUCGAAUGCAAAAAUUGACAAAGCUCAGAGAGGAGCACAUUUUGAUGAGAAAUCAAAAUUUAGUCGGACUUAAACUUCCUGAACUUAGUGAAGCAGCUGAACAGGAAAAAGGGCCUUCACCUCUCCCCUCUCCCACUGAAGAGGAAGAGACGAAGAAUAGCUCUGAUGUCAUGCCCAGCAUUCCUGAUGUAUUGCUGCGAAAACUACGAGUGCACAAAUCGCUUCCAGGAAGCUCUCCUCCACUUACUGAAAAAGAAGUUGAGAAUGUAUUUGUACAACUUUCCUUGGCCUUUAGAAAUGAUAGUUAUACCUUAGAGUCUAGAAUUAACCAAGCAGAGAGAGAAAGAAAUCUUACUGAAGAGAAUGCUGAGAAGGAACUGGAAAACUUUAAGGCAGCCAUUACGUCUUCAGCUCACUUGUGGCAUCACUAUGAACACAGAGAAGCUUACCAGAAGCUAUUGGAGGAUAUCGCUGUUCUGCGGCGUUUAGCUGCUAGACUGUCUAGUCGUGCUGAGAUGGUUGGAGCUGUUCGCCAGGAGAAGCGGAUGUCAAAGGCAACGGAAGUAAUGAUGCAGUAUGUGGAGAACCUGAAAAGAACGUAUGAAAAAGAUCAUGCUGAACUAAUGGAGUUCAAGAAACUUGCCAAUCAGAAUUCUAGCAGAAGCUAUGGUGCAUCUGAAGAUGGAGUACCUCGUUCAUCUAGAUCCAUGUCUCUUACUGUUGGAAAGAAUAUGCCUCGGAGGAGAGUCAGCGUUGCUGUUGUCCCUAAAUUUAACUCCUUAAACAUUCCUGGUCAGUCACCAACAGCUUCACCUAUACCUUCAAUGCCAUCCCUGUCUGAAUCGCCUAGCAAUGGAAGGAGCAAUCUAACAUCUACUCCCGUUCUGCCAGCACUUUUAGAAAAUGGUAAGACUAAUGGAGAGCCUGACAGUGAAACCUCUACUUCUGUGCUGACACAGAGUGGGUUGGAAGAAAUCAGUCCUGAAACUAAAGCCAAGAUAGAAGAGGAAGCAUAUAACAAAGGCUAUCAGGAAGGCUUGAAGAAAACCAAAGAACUUCAGGAACUGAAGGAAGAAGAUGAAGAGACACCAAAAGAAAGUCAUGAUGAACAUGAAGAAAGUGAAAAUGAAGAUGAGAUAAAAAACCUGAAAAGCAGACUUGAAGUCAUCAUUAAUUAUUUACAUAUAUUGUACCCCAAACUGUGUAAACACUGGAAUGUGGUAUGGCUUGUAGUGGCUGCGAUAAUCAUUUUUGCCGUGGUGUUGGGAAUCUACCAUUCAUACAACUCCUGUGAUGAAAAAUCAGAGGGACCUGAAGGGAAGGCCAGCUGUUCUGCCGCCCAUCAAAAUUCCUGGUGGAACUCAGGAUUUCAACAUGAGCAACGCACUGAAUAAUAGAGGAACAACCAUGUAUUUGUGGUACCUGAGCAAGUAUGUGUAUUAGGACACAGUUGUUAUAGGUAGUGCUUAGUCAGCCUUAUGGUUGUUAAAUAUGAUCUGUUAGACAAGUGAGUUACUCCACACCAUCAGGUUUGGGGAUACAUUGUGAACAUACCUUGCUAAAAUGACAACCUGAUAAAUAAUCCCGUCUGUCCUCUUAUUGUAAAUGCCUGAUAAAAAUAAAUUAAUAUCGAAUCAUGAUAAGGUUUUGCAGUAAUCAGCAACCAGCAAGACAUUUAAAAUAAUGAUUUGCACAGGAUAUUAUUUCUGCUAUGGUUCUGAAGAAAAUCAUAAAACUUGCAUUUGCAGUUAGUGCUUUCCUUUUAUUUUCUGAAUUUACUGGUGAUUGUUGAAGUACUAAUGGCAUUUCAGUCCUUUGGGUUUAAAGAGUCUAAUUGAUUUCCUUAUUCGUGAUUAUUGAGUAGAAAUAGAAGCUCUUCUAUGGAUUAUCAGACCAAAUGCCUUGCUGAUCAAGUAAUUUUAUAAGACUAAUUAACUGUAUGAUUAUUUAAAUGGAAUACUAAGUACGUGCAUAAAUGUGUUUUAUUAUAUACUUUAAGAAUGGGACCACCACUUUUUUUUUGGGAUAUACAACAAAACCUAAAAUGUCUAGGUGGCAAAAACCCUACCAGUGCCCAGGUGAAUCAGGACAUGCAAGCAGUGAGGAUUUUUAAGAGGUUGCUGCAUGUCUUCAGUAGUUCAUUUUCAGAAUCUGAUGCCAAGUAUAUGACUGUUCUGAUAUGCUUUCAAAGCUAAACUAUCAGGUCAUGACAGGGUAUUCUUUUGCACAGAUUUUUUUAACAGUUCUGAAUAUUGGGAAGUUGUGAGUUCUCACACAAGAAUGUGAAAGCCUGUAAUUUUAAGACAAGCAAUUUCAAAAUGGUAAAGCCAUUAUCUGUAAAAAAACCACACCACCUAGGGGUGAGGCCAAAUGCAUGUCACUUAUGGUAUGCCGUAGGUACCUGCUGAACGUCACUUCUGACUGAAGAUGAACUAUGUGUAUCUUGCCAUAGCUAUAUGCUUGAAUCUAACCAUAAUACCAAAAUAAGUGUGACACUUGAUUGCACUCAUAUCUUGCAUUCUUCUGGCAUUUUCUGACUGAUUAACAGGUCUGUUUACCAACUCAAGGGUCAGUAAGUUAUGAAGUACUGUAAUUUCAGUUCAGAUGUAGUUAGUAUUGUCUUGUUUCCUUUUGGUGUCAACACUGAACCUCAAGCUAACUAUCAAAGAAAACAGGUCUCUAAGUCAUAAAGUUAAUUUAUGUAUCUGGCACUAGUAACAAACAUCCUGCUGGUGAAUUUUCUUUGUUAUAUCUUUAGCCACAUGUUUCUUAAAAGACAUUAAUAUUGAAAAAGAAAAGAAAAAAAUUUAAAAAGCAAACCAUACCACUUUUUUUUUUUUUGGUGGGGGGUGGGACUGAGGAGGAAGUCUAUAAGCAGUUGGGAGGGGUUGUUGUUGUUUUAAAGUAUAUAUUGUUGAGGAAUGGUGUGCUUAAGGAGGUUCAAAAAGGAUAAUGGGAAAGUGUCAUUUGGUCUAAAUUCGUAAUUGGUAAAGCAUAAGACAAAAGAAGGCUGCUUGCGAAUUACUUGGUAUCUGUUUGGUUCAGUUAGAAUAUCUGACUAUGAAGAACUACUGUGACAUUUCACUUCAGUAUUUGAAGAAACUUGCCAGUUGCUCUUUGAAUACUUCUUUAUUAAAAUCAGCUUCUUUAACUUAAUAUUCUUUGCAAAUAGUGUUGAUACCUUAAGGCAAUAAAAGUAGAAGGUAAAUAGUCCUGAAGAUUCAGGACUCAAUGCCAAAAAUUAUGGUACAUAUUUGAUAAUGUGAUUGUGGAAAUGUUGGGCUGCACCAAGGAAAAAUAAUGAACAAUGCUUAUAAUUGAAUUAUUUCACUCUUGUUUACAACUGCACUGAUGUGGGUCCAACAUUUUAUUUUAAGUGCAUGUAGAAAGUCAUUGAUAUCAAUCGGGCUCUUGAACUGCUUAAUGUUAAGUGUGUGCCAAGUUUCUUUUGGUCAGGGUGUGCUUGAGGUUUCCAUCCUCUCCAUUCAGCACACUGGCUUUUGGUGGACAUAGUGCACAAGGGCAAGUUUCUGUAAGUAAUUGUACUGAUUUGAACUGAACUACUUGCAUGUCUAAGGCAAGUAUAAUUUAGCCACAAAGUUAUUAAUUGUUGUGCGCAAUGGACUGAAAGAGGCAAGAUAUUUCACGAGAAUGAAAAUUUAUGAAAGUUUAUUUACAAAAAAAACUUGUUCUUUUUAUAACUACUUUGAGCAAACUGUCCACUAAAAAUGAUGAACCACAAUGACUAACAGCACAUUAAAUGGUUUUGAUUGUUUUUCAGUUAAUUGAUGAAGACACCUUUUUAAUAGGAAACUAGAUGGAGCUCAAAAACUAUUCUAAAUGUAAUUUUAUCUGUUGGAUAUUAGUUUGCUUUAUCUGGGGGCAGGGGGAACACAACCUGGUUUGUGUUCAAAGAUCACAUAACAAGAAAUAUAUAUAUUAUUUAUGCUAUUAACACUGAAGUAGUUUUCUUGAGGUGCAAUAUUUAUUUUUCUGCUUUGAUAAGACACGUUUAUUAUUUUUCCUGCACAGCACAGAUGUUUCUAGUAAAAGGAAAUUUAAAAGGGCACUAUUUUUGUGUAUCAUAUUUAAAUUUGUAAUAUUGUAAGAUUUUGCACAAGUGUGCUGGUAUUGUACUGUAUAGUAUCACAUACUUGAGUUUUGAAAUAAAAGUAUGGUUUCAAAGUCA